Puccinia graminis f. sp. tritici CRL 75-36-700-3 is the source of this 1669-nucleotide messenger RNA. RefSeq lists its product as uncharacterized. The transcript is spliced from 6 exons. The coding region runs from base 99 to 1430 and encodes 443 amino acids. The record is from RefSeq and is a predicted model, not a curated record. Lineage: Eukaryota; Fungi; Basidiomycota; Pucciniomycetes; Pucciniales; Pucciniaceae.
GCCCACAUCGCUUAGCUCCAAUCACUCAUUAACAACUCAUCCCAAGUCUCACUCAUUGCCUCCAUAGUCUUUUCCAGCUUGUCAACAUAACACACAAAAUGUUUAUCAGAUCGCGUCUUGCCUUUUUACACCUACUGGUACUGGUAGUCUCUCAAAUUCUGUCAGCUUCGCCGCCUUAUGAUGUCGGUAAGAUGCAACCGAACAUCGGCGCUGGCACGGCGGGUUCUCAAGGCAUGUCUGCUCCAGGGGCUACCGGUCAAAGCGGCGCUUCCGGUACCUCGCCCGACUCUCAAGGGGCUGGUGGAGCUGCUAGCGGCGGCUCUCCUGCGCCUGGCGGUGCCCCGUCUUCAGGCUCUGGGGAUUCCGCCGGUGCUGGAGGAGGCGCGUCUGCUGCUGGCGCCUCUGGCCAACCCGACGCUUCCGGUGCUUCGUCUGGCUCUGGCGGCGCAGCUGCGACUGGGGAUUCUUCGUCUGCGGCCGGCGCCGCGUCAACCUCUGGGGAUUCAGCAGGUGCUGGAGGCAUGAGUGCUUCGGGGGCUUCAGGCCAAGGCGACGCUUCGGGCGCUUCUUCCAAGCCUGGCGGCGCAGCUGGUACCGGGGAUGCUUCUUCUGCCGCCGGCGCCUCGUCAACCUCUGGAGAUUCCACUGGUGGUGCUUCCCCUGCAGCUUCUACUGGCGGCAAUUCCUCUGGUACUGCCGCCGACGCCUCAUCAACUUCGGCGGACUCGGCUGCCUCCGGAGGCUCAACUGGCUCAGGGGGCUCAACCGGGGGCCCAUACGACGGAAGAACUUAUCAAGGCCGAGCCACUACCUACGAUGCCAAAUGGUCUAGUGGAAACUGUCUUCUUUCUAGGUGGCCACAACCCAAAGGAUUAGGACCGGUCGCGAUCGCCGAAAGUCUAUGGGACUCUGCCCGUAUGUGCGGUGCCUGCCUUUCGAUUACCAGUUCCUUUGGGACCCACUUAGGUAUCGUUACCGACCAAUCCGACGUCAAGGGCAACAGUAUCGAUAUGGGCCCGGACGUAUGGUCUCAAGUCAGCAACCAUCAAAAAUCAUCGGCUCUUCCGAUCACUUGGCACUUAGUCCCUUGCAAUUUCACCACUCCAAUCGAGUUUUACAAUAAGAAUGGCGCCAGUCAAUAUUACACCGCGAUCCAAGUCGCCGGUUCGAACAAGCCGAUCAAAUCUUUGGAAGCUAGUUCCGCUGGUUACGGCUCAGCUUCUGGUGGCGGAGGUGGAGGUUCCAGCGGCGGCUGGGUCAAAUUAGUCCGGGCGUCCAACUCCAACCACUUCGGGCCACCGGGUGGUAAGGGAGGAUUAGGCACCAAAGCUGACCUCAGAAUCACUUGCGAUAACGGCAAACAGUUCAUCACUAAAGGUGUCAGUUUGGUCGAUUCAACUAAACCGACCCCGGCUUCCGGAAACUGUUAAUCAUGCACCCAACCAUGUCUUGAGUUGACUGGAUUGCAUCAUCGUUCUAAAGAUCCGUUAGCUUUCCUCCUGCUACAAGAGCGCUAUGAUCACUUUCAUGCGAUUUUCUUUUCCUAUACUACAUUUUCCAAGAAGAAAUCUCAGAUAUAUUUGUAAUAUAUCGUUUCUUGUUACACCGUUUCUUGAUUUCUUGCUAGCUAAACUGAGCACCAACUCUGUGGUCUAGCUGAAAGAAGAAA